AUGUUGCAUGAAGUAAAGUACAUGGAAUCUGGUGCUGUGGGGAAGAAUGUAGACAAAAUCAAGUUUUGUGAUCUUUUAAAGCUGUAUCUCAAUCACCGGCCAGCCAAAGGAGUUCCUGCUGAAAAACUCAAGAGUGCCUUUGCUACCUUUGCUAGAAAAUCAGAUGGUCACCACCAACCAGUAGUCAGAACCACUGACUUAGUAAAGAUUCUAGAGGAAAAAGGUGAAGGUCUGUCUGUUAAUGAGAUACAUGAAUAUCUCAGAGUGUUGUGGCAUCAGAAGUGUCCCCCAAUGACAGAACUCUCACAUUCGGACAUUUCAAUCACAGAAACAACCCACCAGACAACGGACACAGCUGUUGUAGAAAUUCCAGAGCUGAGUGCUCCGUCCUGUUGCCUGCAUCACGGGUAGUCGAGCUGAACUGUACUGGCAAAGGAGUGUGCAACCUGCAAUGUGCUGUUGAGGCCCGAGCCUCGUCGGGUACCUGGCUG
Messenger RNA from Schistocerca nitens (vagrant locust), 491 nucleotides. Its product is annotated as cilia- and flagella-associated protein 251-like. Lineage: Eukaryota; Metazoa; Arthropoda; Insecta; Orthoptera; Acrididae. The record is from RefSeq and is a predicted model, not a curated record. The transcript has 3 exons. The coding region runs from base 1 to 411 and encodes 136 amino acids.